AUGGUCAAUAAAGUGCUGGCAGCCUUUGUGGCUGUCGACGGGUUGUUUGCGAUCAUGGGCGCCAUCAUGAUGGGAUUUUCCGUUAUUGUUCUCAACACUUGCUUCAACCCACCGACGGAAGGCAACGAGGCGGCGCGCGAUCUGCUGUAUCAAAGAUUCCCAUUGACAGCUGGUAUCGCAAACGCUGCCUUCACCUUGUUCAUCUUCUUGGUGACCCUUCCCGCCCUGUCUACUCCUGCUCGAGGAUGGUUAAAAUUCGCCGGCUAUCUGGUGGUCAUUGAUGCUGUAUUUACCAUGAUCAUUGGUCUGGACCUUUGGAUCAUUACUCUCAAGACGCGCCAGGAGUUCUUCGACAUCUGGGUUUCCCAGAAUGCCGACGUCCAAUCACUUCUCCAGACAGAGUUCCAAUGCUGCGGAUACUUUAACAGCACUUCUCCAGCUUUCGUUACCGAUGUUACCUGCCCGAGUCCUGCCGCGGCUGCUCUGAUCAAGGGAUGUGCCUCACCACUCACCUCGUUCACGAAUGUCUUUGUCGACAAUAUCUUCACGGCCGUGUUUGGUAUGGUUGGAAUCGACGUUGCCAUGGUCAUGGCCAUCGCCUGCCUCGUCAAGGACCGCAAGGAGCGCGAGAGAUUCCGCUACAUCGAUGAGAAGAAUGGUGUUAAGGGUGGCUUUUAA
Pestalotiopsis fici W106-1 is the source of this 678-nucleotide messenger RNA. RefSeq lists its product as uncharacterized. The record is from RefSeq and is a predicted model, not a curated record. The transcript is spliced from 3 exons. The coding region runs from base 1 to 678 and encodes 225 amino acids. NCBI's taxonomy places the organism in Eukaryota, Fungi, Ascomycota, Sordariomycetes, Amphisphaeriales, Sporocadaceae. Gene Ontology annotation, cellular component: membrane.